Centropristis striata (black sea bass) is the source of this 2663-nucleotide messenger RNA. RefSeq names its product oligodendrocyte-myelin glycoprotein-like. The record is from RefSeq and is a predicted model, not a curated record. Bases 103 to 1533 code for a protein of 476 amino acids. Gene Ontology annotation, molecular function: protein binding. The transcript has 2 exons. Gene Ontology annotation, biological process: neuron projection regeneration. NCBI's taxonomy places the organism in Eukaryota, Metazoa, Chordata, Actinopteri, Perciformes, Serranidae.
UCACCUUUAGCAGAGCAGCAGCUGGUCCCGAGCUUGAAAGCGGGAGAGGGAAGUGGGGCUGGACGGCAAAAAGGAGCAGAGAAAAGUGACUGGAAUGAUAAGAUGAGAAGCAGGCAUGUGCUGCUGAAGCUCUCCCCUAAUGAGGCCCUUCUGGAACUCCUGCUGGUGUUGUUGCUGGGGUUGCAUGUCCUAGCCGUGUGCCCCUCCAUGUGCUCCUGCACCAACAGCCACAGGGAAGUAGAUUGCUCAUGGAGGGGUCUGAGGCAGUUGCCCGACGGCCUACAGCACAACAUGCGCUCCCUCAAUUUGUCCCACAACCGACUUCACAACCUGGACGACCAGCUCACCUCACACACCCAUCUCCGCCUCCUCGAUUUGUCUCACAACCGUCUGAGCCACCUGCCCGCCGGCCUACCUCGGUCCCUCUGGCAGCUCUAUGCCGCCUCCAACCGCAUCCAGGUGCUGGACAAGAAUGAUACAGUCCACCAGUGGAAUCUGCGACUGCUUGACCUCUCUGACAACAAGCUGGAACGGGCCAUCUUCAUUAACAAUACCUUGAUCAAUCUGUGCACGCUCAACCUAAGCAACAAUCACUUCUGGACUUUGCCCACCAACAUGCCUGUGCACCUGGAGAAUAUUGACCUGUCCCACAACUUGCUUGUGAAGGUGCUGCCAGGCUCCCUGGACCGACUCCACAGAUUAACUCACUUCUAUCUGCAUGCAAACCGCUUUUCCACACUGCCGCUUAGAGUUUUGGAUAAGCUGACAUCACUUAGAGUCAUCACUCUGGGAGACAACCCUUGGGCCUGUCAUCUUUAUGCCGACAUCACCUACUUACUCUCCUGGACUCAGCACACCCCUGCCCGUGUCCUGGGCUGCCCCUGCCACACCCAUCCAGUCUGUGGAGGGGUGCGCCCUGGCAUGACUGGAGGGUGGCACUUUGCCUCCUACAACCUGCCCCCUCUUGCAGCAAGUGCCCAGGACCUGAGCUCCAUGCCCCCUGAGGCCGGUGUCACUGAAUGGUGGUACGUGUCUGUUUCUGCUCUGCAAAGCACCCCACACACACCAAAAGAGACCUUAAACACACAACACCACCCUUUCCCCGCCACACCUAUCUCCACCCUGAGACCCAGAAACACAGGCACACACCAAACUGUUAAUCGCCUCUCUGCAUCUGCAAGCUCAGCUGCAGCAGAGCACAUGCUGCACACUGAUUCCCAUCUCAUCUCGGGCACAAAGGAAGACUCACCCGCUGACUUGCUCCACGCCACCGACACAUCCUCUUUUUCUGACACAAGCUUCAUUACUGAAACACCCAUCAGGGCUGACAUGACGCUGGCCACAGACCGAUUCUUUACAACAGAGAGCCCUUCCAUCCAAACAAAGACUCUUCGCACCAGGAGUGUGAGGAAGAAGAAUCAGUCCCUUCCAAACGGCAUCAGCAACAGUGGCCCCACUAUCGCUACCUGUUCAUCUUUCUCUUUCCUACACAACCUGGUGCUUUUGUCUGUCAUUCUGCAACAAGUCCUCUGAAAGACAAAAACACAGACACUUAGGAAUUUACAGCACAAACAAAAACAGCACAAAAUAGACUGUUUUAGCACUGUCAUGUUUGCCAGCUUUCUCUUUAAUAGGCCAUUUACAGGACAAUACAAACGCUUUACGACAAGUUUAACAAUCCCUGCUAUUCUGGAUAUGGAAUGAUGCUACUUUUAUUUAAAAAAAAAAAAAAAAAAAAGGCCCACAAAAAACAUUGCUCAGUCUUUUCUAGUAGCACUUUUUACAAGCCUCCACUUGAAUGAAAAAAUAACAUUGUAAUGAAUAUAGCUAAGCACAUGAUGGCACUAUGCAUUCAGGUACCAGUUUAUUAUGUAACUGGAUGUAGCCCGGUGCUCAUCUGCCAAUACAUCUUUCCCAUUUCAAUGCUGUUUAGCACAUUAUGACCUAAAAUUAUGUCUUUUCAUUUUCUUCCAAUUAAAAAAAUAUAUAUAUAUUGACAAGAUUUGGCUGCAGUGCAAGGAAUUUGGUCAUAUCUUUGAUUUGAUUUUGUCUUAAAAAAGGUUUGACAUUCAAAGGUUUUGAUUUAUUUAUUUUGACUCUUGAAUAGAUGUCUUUAAUGUCAGCUUUCUUUUUGUAUGUAACAAAUCUGAUCACAGACCAGAGGAGGACAGGACUUGUGAAGGUACCUGGUCAUAAUAGGUAACAACAGAGUGGAGGGGAAACAAAUGGGCAAUGUUGCAUCACUAUACUUAACAAACUCUGAGUGCUAAGAACUGCUUCUGCAUUUUGAUCACAUCUCAAACUUAAGUGUCCUUCAUGAUUCAGCGACGCUCAUGAAAAUGAUCUGCAUGGUGAUUGAACGUUCCAGGAAUGCUAACCUACUGCUAUAUUGCCGCAGAGCAUUAAGGCAGAGACAUUCUGAGCUCAUUUUUUUGAAAUGUUAAGAUAUUCCAAUCUCAAUUGCAUUAAGUGUAGAUAAGUGAUGUGACAGCCUACGGGUUUUUACAUUUUAGAAAUAUCUUUGCAUAUGGUACCGAAAGGUGCCAAAAUAGUAAUAACUGCAUCACAGCAAGCUGCAUUUGAUAAAUGUAGGAAGGAAUCAGUGCCAGGGAAUAUCUUCUCCAGGGUGAUUUCUUAAAAGUUAAAUAAAAUGUGCUGAGAUA